Molecule: messenger RNA, 848 nt
Organism: Chenopodium quinoa (quinoa)
Lineage: Eukaryota; Viridiplantae; Streptophyta; Magnoliopsida; Caryophyllales; Amaranthaceae
Exons: 1
Coding region: 118-648 (176 amino acids)
Source: RefSeq, a predicted model, not a curated record
CAAUUCCACCCAAAUCAUCUCAAUUCUCCCUUAUUUCUCUCUUCAUCAACUCAAAAAUUCUCAAAUCACAUUCAAAAUUACCAAAAUUCAUCAACAACCCAGAAAAAAUUCCCUCAAAUGGGUCUCCAAAUCACUGAAUCACAAACUCACACACACAAAAUCUUCCUAAUAUGCAAUUACAUCUUGUUAGGAGCAGCCUCUAGUUGCAUAUUCCUAACAUUAUCACUCCGAUUAUUCCCUUCAAUAAUCGGAUUCCUCUUCAUUCUCCUUCACAUCCUCACAAUUGGCGGUGCCGUUUCGGGUUGUGCUGCAUCUUCCGCCGGUUCCCACAAAUGGUACGCCUUCCAUAUGGUCUCCACAGUCUUAACAGCCAUAUUUCAGGGGUCUGUUGCAGUGUUGAUCUUCACCACCACAGAUAACUUUCUAUCGGCUAUGAAAUCGUAUGUACGAUUCGAAGAUGCGGCUGUUAUACUGAAAUUGGCGGGUGGGCUGUGUGUUGUUAUGUUUUUUCUCGAGUGGGUUGUUAUGAGCUUGGCGUUUAUGCUGAGGUACCAUGCGUUUGUUGAUGGAACCGGCCGAGGCGGGAAUGGGAAUGGGAAUGGAAAAGAGGAGGAUUUGAAGAAUUGGCCUUGGCCAUUCCAAGUUUAAGGGAAGAUUUGAGUUGUGUUGAGUUUCUUUGAUUAUCAAUGGGGUUUGAGUUAUUAAUUUGUUUUGGUUUCUUAUGUUAUAUAUAGUACUUCUUAUGUAGUUUGUAAUAUGAAACUAUGAAAGUAUCAUUUGUUCAUUCUUUUGUUUAAUCCUGAUUUGGAUUAUUAUUAAUGAAAUUGGUUUGUUCGUUGUUCGAUUAA